This is a messenger RNA of Cygnus olor (mute swan), 7443 nucleotides long. It is a transcript of the gene STAMBPL1, whose product is annotated as STAM binding protein like 1. The record is from RefSeq and is a predicted model, not a curated record. The transcript has 11 exons. NCBI's taxonomy places the organism in Eukaryota, Metazoa, Chordata, Aves, Anseriformes, Anatidae. Gene Ontology annotation, molecular function: metal-dependent deubiquitinase activity; K63-linked deubiquitinase activity; protein binding. Gene Ontology annotation, biological process: protein K63-linked deubiquitination. Bases 5832 to 7181 code for a protein of 449 amino acids. Gene Ontology annotation, cellular component: endosome; membrane.
CAGAUCAGUGCAAGGAAGAUUUCUGCACAUGAUUUCUCCCUCUCAGUACUUAAGGGGGUAAAGAUGCUACUGCCUGUACACCACCAACUACAGUCACCAGAGAGACCUUUAGGCAGCAUCUGGGGAGGUGUGUGGGACUGGUCCUUCACAGGAGGUGAAAACAAGGAUAUACCCAUGACCCACAACCAGGAGAGAGCAUUGUGUAGCUCAGCAGGUGCCUGUAGGAGCUAGUGAAGCCUAGGAGGAGAUCUUGUCAAUGAUCUUUAACUGUAGCCACAGGGCCAGGAGGCAGUGUUAAAUUAUGAACCGUUACUGAGGCAGGCUUUUCUUGUGCCAAGAUUGGUAGCUCCUACUGUGAAGAGCAACUUCUCCAUUGAAUGAUGUGGGGUUGUCAGCAAACGGUUCCUUGUGGUGCUUCUCUUCUUUGAAAGGCCCUUCUGUUGUUUUGUGUUAGUUGUGUGAUUUUUUUUUCUCUCAGCACAAGAGAAUGAUCUUGCCAUGACAUUCAGUGCUUUGUUGUUUUGUUUUGUUUUGUUUUUUUCCAGAAGAGACUACUUACUAUACUAGCUGAAUCACUUGUUGUAAUGGGGAACUGUCGUUUCAAAAAACAUGCUGACAGAUAAACAUGCUGUUUCUUUUUGGAGAGAACCAACAGAAGGCAGUUUGCUGUUUAGGCUGUUUUUAGCAUAUUUUAUAUCAAACCCAUGUGUGUGUAAAUGAUUAUGUGCUGUACCAAUAUGCCUGGCAUUUCAAAAAGGGCUUGAAUGAGAUAGGUGCCUGUAUUUCUAACUUAUAUUUCACUAAAGACAGUUAAUAUCCACUUCAAAACACACAAGUACGGGUAUUUGCAUGACUUGUUGGCAUGAAACAGUCAUUUAUCUUCAUGUAGCAAUGACUGGAUGUGCUCUAUUUCGGGUUUGCUGAGACAAUUGAAUUCCAUUAUGGGCAGUUAAAAGGUGGUUUUGCACUUGCUAAUUUGACUAUUUUAGUGAGGACGGGCCUCUUUGUGGUUUGUGACAUCUUUAUUCUAGGGUUCUAUAAUCAUCACACUUGAUAGUGUAGUAAAACAAACUAUUACUGUUUUAGCUUCUUAUUGCAGUAUUAAAGUAACCUUUUUCUUUUUUUAUCAUAGAAAGAAUGUAGAGCAGUGCUCUCAGGAGUAGCUUGUAAAAAGUGGAACUGUGCCAUAUUUUAGAUCUUGUAUUAGCAAAUAUUUCUAGACCCUAAUCACAGUGAACUGAAGUGAAUGAUUUCAGUGGGCAGCACAUCUGGGCUCUGCGUUCUACCAAAAGAGCAAACAGAGGAUAGAUGUUUCUAAAAGAAUUUACUACUGAAAAUAUGCAAAGAAUAAAUCAUUGCUAAUGCCCCAGGUUUCUAUUAUUUUUAACAGAAUCUUAGCCCUGGCAUUAAAAAGUGCUGUGGAAAUUUUUACCAAUGAUAUCUUUAAUGCAGCUUUUUAGUAAGACUAACAUUCCCACUAUUGACAAGCGCUGCUGGCAGUAGUGAAAUCAGUGUGUUACGACUAAGCAAGUCCCUUGAAAUUAAAAAGUAUGUUACAAGGGGGGAAAGUGGAAAUUAAUGAUCAAACUAAUACAUUGUUAAGUUAGGCCAUUACUUGUUUAUAAAUCUAAAAAGCUCACUCAAUAUCUAAAAACCUCUUGUGAAGAUAGAAGAAAGAAAAGCGGCCUCAAGGCCCGAGUAAGGAGGGGAAAUCCAUCCUGGUGCUUCUGCGGCCCAGGGGCUGCGGGCUGCUGUCACCCUGGGCACCCCAGCAGGCCCUGUCAGAGCCUGGCUGCGUGGUCGCACGUGGCCGGGUUGUGCUCCCGGGGCGUUUCGGAGCCUGCCCAGCUCUGAGCAUAGGUGGUACACGCUCCUUCUGCCCAGACUGUGAGCUGGCCCCAUACAGGCAUCGCAAGCACAAGCUGUGGGGCUUCGUUGGCUCGGUACUGCACCUGAGCUAAUUGCUGUGCAGCCCUGCGUACCGCCUUUCGCUCUCACAAGGCACGGUUCUGUAGCUUCCAGACUCAGCUGGGUCUGAGCACAGGCAAAGGGGCUCUUGUUUGUCCACGUCCAGCCAGACUGACAGUUAGAAACAUGCCAGUGCAGUAUCCUGUGAGGGUGUUGGAGAAUUUGUGGUGAAUUGUGGUGCUAUACCUCUCAGAAAAGCCAUGGGCGUGUGUGUGCCUUCACCAGAUCUUCUCAUUACCACCUCUGUCUCAUUAGCUUACUCUUGACUUUUGAUGAUCUUGAUAUACUCUGUGUAGCUUGAUGUACUAUUUGCAUAUACUUCAAGAUAAAAUUGCUCUGUUUUUCAUUCUCCUUUCACUUGGUACCAUGCUUGUUAGCCUGAACAGAAAGAAUGAUUUUAAUGCCACUUAAAACACUGGUCUUGCUUUGCUCUGUUUCCUGUGGCUGAGGGCCUUUGAUUUAAUUAAGCUGGAUUUUCAGAAGAAUUAAUCGUAGUAUAAUAACCUGGAUUGAAUAGGAAAAUAAGUGGUUUUUUUGAGGUGGAAAUGGGAUUUGGUAAGGAGUGUCUGAUUAAAUGAGGAAAAAUAUCUUAACUGUUGAAUGGAUGUUACAUUCUUAUAUUCUGAUAAUGAUUCUCAGAAAAUUCAUCAUUACAGAAAACUUAGCAUGCUAAAUCUACAGACAUUUCUUGUUAAUCAGACAUUACCUACGUCCCUCUAAAUUAGCUGGAGUACCUGAAAUCGGAUAGCAGAAAAAUGCAUGUUUACUCUUAGAAUUUAGAGCACUUCACACUCUAACAGACUAUGACAGCUCCAUGCUGGUGUUGCUACUUAUCCCACAUGCUUGGGGCUGGAAUGUGGUUCACUGUAUUUGCAUAACUAUUUUGUAUAUCUGAAUAUAGUUAGUUUCAGUUACAUGAAGAGGUCUCCUACUUGCCUUUCUCUUUGCUCUUGUAGAGUAAAAUAUGUGUUUAUUCCACAAGACAAGGAGUCAUUGAUCAGGACUGGGCAGCUCUUGGUAAGCUCUGUACAAGUUCAUAGGGUGCAUUUUUAAAGCCAGCUCCUGCCAGUCAUGCCCUCUGAAAGGGGCAGUCUGUCUGUCACCACCUCCACCUUUCUACCGCCUUCCAUACGUCCUGAGCUGAAAAUCAUUCAAAGGAAGUAAUUAAUUAAAAUGAGUCUACUUAACUUGAAUUUAGAUUAGAUAUAACUCGCCUUGUAGUCACUGUUGUCAACAAAGCAGAGGUAGAAAAAAGUAUGGCGAGGGCAAGAGUGUGAAGCUGCAGCAUGAGGAAUGUUACGCGAGGAGGCAUACCAGGGAACUGACAAAUGUAUUUGUGGAGGUGGUUUUAGUAAAGCUUAAUCUUCUGCCUUUUAAUGAUUUAUAAUUCUAGCCAGUGUGUCUGCAUGUUAAGGGUAAUAUAUAGUAGUGCAAUCACAAAACAGCCAAUGAUCUUUUUAGGACUCCUUUUCCUUUUUUUUUUUUUUUUUAAUUAUGCUGCCACCUGUAAUAACUAAUACAUUUGAAUCUUGUUUUGCAUUUUUGUAAACGUGAUACAAAUUCAUCCUAGUAUUUCUUCUUCAUUUAAAGUGUCUGGGUUUUAAUGUGCUCCUGAAGCUAAGUUUAAAAAGUCCAUUUCCUCUUUUAUCUGUAGCGAUUCUUCUGCUAACCCCUCACGCGGUAGGGUCUGACUGUGCUCGGUGCCUUGCUCUCUGCUGGGCUGCUUCAGCUUUUCAAAGCCUUGGCACAGUUUUGAGGAAGUGUGAGUUUCUGCUGCUACCAGAUGUCUCUUGUUUAAAAUAACUAGCAUUAGGUAUUUUUUUUUCUUAUUAUUAAUGAUUCUUUUUGUUAAAAAUCUAAAUGAGAAGUGUUUGCAAGUAAGGGGUUCUGUGAUGCCUCCCUCUGCCAGUUCAAAAGAUUUUGGCUGGGGGAUACCACCAAGCUUCUUUAGCAAGGACUUCUUUGAGAAUUCUAGCAAAAAAUAAAUAAUAAUAAUAAUAAAAAAAAUGGUGGCUUCUGUGUUCCCUACUUGCUACACUAAGAUUUUUCCACUUGUCUACCCACUAAGCUGAAAAGUCUUCAAGCUGUGGUAACAGCUGAAAGAAGCAUAUAAUCCAUAUCCCCUCCUUUGUCCAUUUCCAUGCUGCAUUUUGUAGAAAGUCCUUAAGGACGGUGUUUGAAAAGCAGUUUUCUUGUAUAAGAGCUGCUAAUUGAAAUAGAAGUAAUUGAAAUAGGAAUUGAAAAAAAAUACAUUUCUGCAUCCUUUAAUUUUGAACAGUAUUUUUUGGAAUAAAUUGAAUGUCUAGACCAUUUUGCAGCUUGUCAUAGUUAGGUGCAUACCUUAGAUCAAAACCAGCCUUCCAGUCAGUCAUUGUGGAUCUCCCAGUUGCUAUUAGGGGAACGAAAACUAUAUAAUAAUUAAAAUCUGCAAAUGAUGGAUAAUAAAUGAAUAAGUGGUUUUAAAAUACAUGCUUUUUAGUUCUGAGAGUGCUUUUCUUUGUUGUUUGUUUUAUUAAUGUUCCUAAGCCAUACAAAACAUAUGAAUGCAGUCUCUUACUGAAGAUGUUAUUUGUUCUGAGCAUCUGAGCUGCAGGGACAGAAAACUAAUGCGAGCUCUGCACUGGCCUGGCUUGUAGUCUUCUCCUUUCACAGUCUACCAUAGCUACCAUUUUCCAACUAAGAAGGCUUUCAAGUGGAACUAGCCACAAGGCACUAUAAACAUAGCUUUGGUAUAUACUAAAGCAAAAAUAUUUCAUUAUCGUGGUCCCAUGAGACCUUUCUGCAGCCUGUGAAUUGGCAAUGAGUAGCGCUCUCCUGCCAAGCUAAUCAUUUACACCAGAGCUCCAUCUUUAUAAAAUGAAAUUAUUUAGAGUACUUUUUCUAUCAGUGCUACCACCUCAGCUAAUGUUGAUAUUUUGAGUGUAUAAGCCAAGCUCCAUUUUUUUUCUUUCCAAAAGGGUAUUGCAAAUCGUGCAAGUGUUUUGAAUACCUUGAACUGAAAGAAGUUGGCCUUGAGAUUGCAUUCACAGGUCUGUGAGAUACCAGAUGAAGAGAAUAAAAAUCUUGAAAAUGCAAAGCAGAGGUAUAAAGUCAAGCAAUAAUAUAUUAGUUGAGAUUAGGUCAUAUAUAAAAACAGGGUGAGAUUGAUUCAGUAAGUGUACCAUUAGAAAGAAACGGGAUGAUUCUGAUUAUUUUAAGGAAAGCAUAUUGCUUAAAUGAAUGUAAUGUCUCCUGUAACAUUUGGUUAUAACAUUAACACUAAUGAUUAAAAGUAAAGACUAACCUAAUAGAUAUUAUUAGUUUUGAGAAAAAUGAAGAAGACCCAAAUACAGAAAUCAAUACUUCAGGAGACAGCUAAAAAUGUGUUACGAUUGUUCUCCUCUAACCCAGAAUCCUCUUGCUUCUAGAAAGAUGUGCUGAGAAAAUAUCUUUGCUGAACCCUCUGUUUAUGCUUCUGUGAAAGCAUAAGGCAUAUCUAUUGCAAUAUAUGAAGUGUCUUUGACAUUUGGAAUCAAAUCUGUUUGGAUUGAGAGCUCAAAAGUGAAAGGCCACAUUAGCAGCUUCAUUUUCAUAUUUCCAGUGUAAUUUAAAUAAUUCAUUUCCCUUUUUUUUUUAUGAUGACCACGCCAUGUCUAAAUAUAUGUCUUUACUUGUUCAGAGCUGUGCAACGAGCGAUUACUAUCAGUCGAUUUGUCAUAUUUCAUUGUGUUUUGAGUGGUGUUGAAGUCAGUAAGUUGUACAGCACCCAACCACAAUCAGCAUAUUGCUGUUAAGUUUCCCUUGGACUAAUAGACUCUGAGGCAGCCUGCUGCAAAUAUUGAACAUCAGAUUGAUACUUCAGUCAUCCUGUCCUUCGCAGUAAGAUGGAGACUUUUGAGAAAAAGAGUGAUCUUGGUUUGCAGACAGAGGUCAACAUGGAACAACCGUUCAGUAUUAGUUCCUUGAAAAAGCUAGUAGCUAUUCCUGACCAUACAGACAUCUCUGUGACCCCAGAAGAGAGAGUACGUGCCUUAAGCAAACUUGGCAGCAAUAUCACAAUCAAUGAAGACAUCACUCCACGUCGUUACUUUAGAUCUGGAGUAGAGAUGGAGCGAAUGGCAUCAAUAUACAUGGAGGAGGGAAACCUGGAGAAUGCUUUUGUUUUUUACAACAAGUUCAUAACCUUGUUUGUGGAAAAACUGCCCAGUCACCGAGACUAUCACCAAUGUGCAGUACCAGAAAAACAAGUUAUUAUUAAGAAACUGAAGGAGGUUGCAUUUCCACGGACAGAUGAACUGAAGAGAGAUCUUUUAAAAAAAUAUAACUUAGAAUAUCAAGAAUACAUGCAAAACAAAAACAAAUGUAAAACUGAAUUUCUGAAGAAACUAGAACAGCAGAGGCUUAUAGAGGCAGAGAAGAAACGAAUCGCACACAUGCGGCAACAGCAGCUUGAAUCAGAACAGUUUCAAUUCUUUGAGGAUCAACUUAAGAAGCAAGAACUAGCUCGGGAUCAGAAAAUUAAAGACAGCAUGGUUAUGUCUGAACAGAUAGAUGGAAGUAUGCUAUCUUGUAUUUCUGUACCUGAGAACAGUUCCUUAUCUGCCACGUUGCUUGAAAAAAACGAGAAGAGUGGCUCUACUGGACAUUCACCUCCAGUAAACCGGGCCCUAAAGCCAGCAGCUGCUUUAAGUGCUGUUCAGACUCAAUUGGCUGAAGCACUCAGAGGUGUAAUUUUACCCAGGGAUCUCUGUCACAAAUUUCUGCUGCUAGCAGAGGCAAAUACAUUAAGAGGAAUAGAGACAUGUGGAAUUCUCUGUGGAAAACUGACACACAAUGAAUUUACUAUUACCCAUGUAAUAGUGCCAAAGCAAUCUGCAGGACCAGACUACUGUGAUAUGGAGAAUGUGGAAGAACUAUUUGGUAUUCAGGAUCAGUAUGAUCUCCUCACUUUGGGUUGGAUUCAUACACAUCCAACACAAACUGCAUUCUUAUCCAGUGUUGAUCUUCAUACUCAUUGUUCUUACCAGCUAAUGUUACCAGAGGCCAUUGCGAUUGUUUGUUCACCAAAACAUAACGACACUGGCAUCUUCAGACUUACUAAUGCUGGCAUGCUUGAAGUUUCUGCUUGUAAAAAGAAGGGAUUCCAUCCACAUACAAAGGAUCCUAGGUUAUUUAAUCCGUGUACCCACGUGGUUGGAAAAGACAUAAAGAUAAUUGUGCUGGAUCUGAGGUGAUACAGAUGGACAAUAACAAGUUGCUAAACAAGUGGUCAAAAGAGAAAAAUGGCUUCCUGUUUUUCCUACAUUUUCAGAAAUGACUUUUAUAUUUAUACAUUUUAGAUUGAGUGGUUUGAUAUUUAUUGCUUUAGCCUGUUUUGGAGUUAUUUUGUUGCUCUGUCAAGGUGGAGUUCAGUGGCAUUACCCCUGAAUCUGUAAAAGCAUCAUCUCACUAAAACCAACAAUAAAAUGAACUUCAAAUAACAGAAACAAAGUUGAA